UAAAAAGAGCUUGACGACCGUUUUUCAUAGUUUAGUUCUACAGCAAAGAAUCUUUAGUUACCAUGUCUAGCACAUAUUUUAACGAUAUCUGGCAUCAGUCCCAGCAUGAAUGCGAGCUGCUGUCUACAAUUGAUUACGAAAGGCAGCAUCAGGAUGUGGAGACAACUGUGGCUACCAUGAAUGCAACUGUUGGCUCCGUCGCCGCAGACGCGGAUGCCAAGGCCUUGCUGCAGUCAAGUCUGUACGAGUUCUAUUUGCGCUAUAUAUGCCUCAGCAAUCGAUUGGAGGAUGUUUAUGAUAAUAUGAUUCAGCCCCAGAAACGGCAGUUGGUGCGUAAGCUGCUGGAUGCUUGUCUUGGUCGUGUGGUGGAGCUUAAGCAUGAUCUGGUAAACAUUGAUCUAAUGGAGUUCAGCUACAACGAUGAGGUAGUGGAGCGUCUGCGUCUCACUCCCAUGGAGACAGAACUAAGGAUUCCACGCUACUUUCUUCGUGAACGUCAGCAGGAGCUGGAAUUUCGUAAGAAGACCAUGCAAGAAAUCCUAGUGAAACUCGGUUGGCUCGAGGAGCAUGAGAUGGAAGAGACGGUUACCACAGAGAUCGAAGCUAUACGGAUGCUCCAAAUGCAUGAGCGAGCGCGCCAAGGACGUUUACGUGCCCACUUUAUGAAGGAGAUCCGUAUCCUUAAGGAAAAGGGAAAAUCAGAAGAGCGCAGUGAAAAGGAGCGUAGUGACUCUGGUCUUUUGGCUGCCAUGAAGAUUCAGAAAAUGUGGCGAGGCCAUACAGCCCGAAGGAUAACUCGCCGGCGCAAGAUGGAGGAGAUGAUCCUGAUUGGUAUGCUUCCACCUCCUCCGGCUGUUGUUAAAGAACGGGCCGAAAAGCUCGAAAAGCUACAGCACAACGAGAAGCGGUAUCAAGCGCAGGCUCUUUAUGGCAAACAGUUUGAGGAACGGCAGCGCGCACUGCAGGAGGAAAUCCGAGCGAAGCACGGCGCCAGCAUGAAAGAGGAUAUCGCCGAUGAGAUACGUGCUUGGGUCAAGGAUUGCUACGACAAAACGGGAAAGCUGCCGGACUUUCCCUCCGAGGAUCAAGGUGGGUCCUUGCACAUCUUUAGCAGACCUGGAACAGAAAGCGAGCAUAGCCGCUCGUCUGCUCGCUCCUCCAAGGAGUCGCGCAAGACCAAGUCUAAGUCACCGGCACGCAGUGGCGACCUGAAUGUCAACGAAAACCAGGAGGAGGAGGUAAGCUUUCAGCCGGCGCCCUCCGUCUGCCUUCCAGACAUCCGCGCGGAAAUAGAUCUUUUUAACGACACUUGGCGAGACAAAGAUGAAACUGGUGUGCUGAGCCAGGCGGCCUACGAGGACAUGAUAUACAGCGACAAGUACCAGGAGGUGGAGCUGGAGUUCCGUCGCGCCGUCGACGAUGUGAUGAGGCAAGAGAUUGAGUUGCUUCAGACGGCUGUCGGUAAGAAGGUAAAGAAAAGCAGCAAGAAGACUCGUCGAUCAGGUAAGAAGAGCAAAAAAAAGAAGGAGAAGGACUUGACACCGGAUAGAACUACAGAGUCGCUGUACGAAGAACUGGUCACAAAUGGUAUAAUUCGAAAAUAUCCGGAGCUGAGGAUAAAACAAUUUUUGGGCGACAAGGCGUUAACAGCAAGGAAUGGUACGAACCCCUCACCGGGCGACAUUCGUCAGAUCCUGACGGAGUACUGCAUCCUUCCGCUUGGAUCGGAUGCGAUUCACAACUGCACUCCCCUUAUACGCUCCAUUUUACUGGCUGGACCCAGAGGAUCUGGUAAAAAGGCCCUGCUCCACGCCAUUUGCACGGAAGUGGGAGCUGUGCUUUUUGAUUUAACUCCGGCUAAUAUAGUGGGAAAGUAUCCCGGCAAAUCUGGCCUCAUUAUGUUAAUUCAUCUGGUUCUAAAAGUGUCAAGGUUGCUUCAACCUGCCGUGAUUUAUAUGGGCGAUGCCGAGAGACCAUUUAUGAAAAAAAUUCCGAAGACUGAUCGCACAGAUCCUAAGCGGCUCAAGAAGGAUCUACCCAAGCUGAUCAAGAACAUUGCUCCUGAGGAUAGAGUGAUUUUCGUGGGCACAUCAAAUUUGCCGUGGGAGGCUGACCAAAAACUAAUGCAAUCUGUAUAUAAUCGGUUUAUCUAUAUUCCACGUCCUGAUUACGGAGCCAUGUCUCAUGCCUGGAAAACUUUACUGCACGAAUAUUCUGGUGGCAUUUCCAAUCUUGAUACCAGCGCCAUGGCAAAAAUAUCUGAUGGAUAUACCAUUGGAGCUAUCGAUGCUUGUCUCAAAGAGGUUAUGACCUGCAAGCGGAAACUCCAGUUGCGCACUCAACCACUGACCAAUGCCGAGCUUAUUAAUGUUCUGUGCUCACGUGAUCCUGUGUAUCGCGAGGAGGAGGAAGCCUUCGAGUCCUGGUGGUCGAAAACACCUCUCGGUCGCCGUCGUCAGCGAUUUUUAGAGCUGGAAGAAGAGCGAUUGCUGGAGGAGCAAGCUCAGGCAGCCAAACAAGGAAAUGGCAACAAAAAGAAAGGUCUCAGCUAA
This is a messenger RNA of Drosophila eugracilis, 2552 nucleotides long. RefSeq names its product dynein regulatory complex protein 11. Lineage: Eukaryota; Metazoa; Arthropoda; Insecta; Diptera; Drosophilidae. Bases 63 to 2552 code for a protein of 829 amino acids. The record is from RefSeq and is a predicted model, not a curated record. Gene Ontology annotation, molecular function: protein binding; ATP binding; ATP hydrolysis activity. The transcript has 5 exons.